Vollenhovia emeryi is the source of this 2255-nucleotide messenger RNA. RefSeq names its product amyloid protein-binding protein 2-like. The record is from RefSeq and is a predicted model, not a curated record. The transcript is spliced from 2 exons. Lineage: Eukaryota; Metazoa; Arthropoda; Insecta; Hymenoptera; Formicidae. Gene Ontology annotation, molecular function: protein binding. The coding region runs from base 169 to 1896 and encodes 575 amino acids. Gene Ontology annotation, biological process: intracellular protein transport.
UUGAUACGUGCGUGUCGGACAAUCGGUGUAAACACGACCUAAGCUAACGAAAACAAAUACUAUAUAACGGAAAGAAGAAGACGAGGUAGAAGGUAUAAACCAGACCACCGGUGCGAACGAACGUUACUUUUAACAGUCUUUUCUACAUUAUCACAAAAAGUCGCGAAAAUGGAUGAAGAACGCGAGGUAUUGAUAUCCUUGAAAAGUUUGUUCGAGUUGUGCGCGUUCACGGAGUUCAACAAUCUUGAAUCCACCAGCAUCCACGCCAGAAACCCGAGCCUCUGCAAAACAGACGCCGAAGUACAGUUCGACCGCUACUAUCAGUUGUACAAAUUCGAGGAACUAGAUGAAUUAGAAAAGGAAUUAAGCGAUCUGAACACUUUCUCCAAGAUACUCGCGGUCGACAAGCGUCGACUACAUCUUCUAAGCAUGGUCCAGGCACCGAUGAAUCGUGAGAUGAAGAUAGCAAAGAAUCUACUCAACAAUUACUCCUUUCAAGUAGGAGCGAAGCUCUUGCCACAUGACGAGUUAAUAAACCUAGGUUUGGAUCUUGGCAAGUUUCUCAGGGACGCCGGCUGGUAUGCGCAAAGCAAGGACGUGCUGUUGGUCUGCAAACAAUUAUGCAUAGAUAACAAUCAGACUCCUGAGGACAAAACGUUGAAUUGUUUGCACGAGCUGUUACGCGCACAAACGGCGUACUGUGACUUCAAUGGAGCUAAAGAGACUAUCAUACUUGCCAAGCAAAUUCUAAAAUCAGAGAGCAUGGUGAAAUAUUGCGCUGCUCUUUUUACUGAGUUUAGUGUACUAGAAUAUUUACACAAUGAAUAUGACAAAGCAUACGGAUGGAGCAAAGCAGCGUUGAAAAAAUUAAAUCCAACACUUUCCAAGGAGACCAUCGUCGACAUUCUAAGACAGGCAGCAAAGUCACGCAUGAUGUCGGCUCAGCAACACUCGCUUGUGUCCCAGAAAGCCGGUUUACUCAUCAAGGAGGCCGUAUACCUCGCGAGGGAAACAUUCGGUACAGAUCAUCCAAAGUACAGCAACGUUCUCAUCGAUUAUGGGUGUUUUCUAAUGAGAACUGACAGCAAGAACCAUAUUAUAACUAUAUACAGGACUGCGUUAGAUAUUAGAAGGAAGAUUUUCGGGGAGAAUAAUCUUUAUGUUGCCUUGGCACAUAAACACUUAGCUUACUGUCUCAUUGAAUCGGGAAUUAACCCUGACACAUCUUACAUUGCAAAACAUCACGCUGAAAUAGCUGUAGCUAUCAUGGAGAGACAUUUACCCCCGAAUCAUUUCUUGCUCGCGAAUGCUAAGAGAGUAAAAGCGCUUACUCUUGAGCUCACCACUGUAUUGAUCGGACCGUUCGACCGUAAUAUCUUACUGGAGUGCGAGGUUCUUUACUUGUCUGCUUUGGAAAUAUCGAAGAGUGCAUUUAACGAAAGUAGCCAUCUAGUUGCGAUACAAUACACAGAGUUGAGCCGUUUAUACCAGACUAUGAACCGGUUGAACGAAGCGAUGGCGAUGAUUAAAAAAUCUAUGGCUAUUAAAACGCAGUUAGAACAAGAGGAUUAUGAAUUAACUGUUAGUAUCGAGUAUGAAGCUUGGCUACACUUUUUGCACAAGCGAUACGAACGCUGUGAAUCGCUUCUUCUUUGUUGUCUCGAAAGGCGCUCGGCGUUGCUCGGAAAAAGUCAUAGCAGUUUAAAAUCCGUGUAUGACGUGCUUUUGUUUGUGUACCGCACGACAGGUGCUCAGGAAAAGUUAUUCCAGUACACAAAGAAAAUGAAUCAUUGGCAGGAGCUUAAAGACCAACGUGUUCUAGCCGAGGAACCACCGAUCGAUGUACAAAGGCCUUCACAACCAAUCGCAGACGUAAUAAAACGGUAUAUUGCCUGAGAUAUAGUAAAUGUGUCUAAUUUAAAUUUUAUGUCAUUGGUUACAAUGCAACUUGCUGAUUACAAGGCAUUUUUGGGUCAAAGCAGGAAAAGAAGGAAACUUAUAAUUUGCCUUAGAGAUUUGUGAAUCACCGAUUACAGAUUUUUCUUACCAAGAUUCAAUAGUAUCAGUAAUAAUGCAAUUAUGUACAAGACCGCGUUAUAUUAGAAGAACAACCCGAAAAACACGCAUGUCUCAAAGACAUCUUUAAGUCUAUUAAACCUAAUCUACAAUUAUGUGCUUUCUGCAUCCAGAAACAUUCUAUUUUAUGUAAACAAAUCAAAACGCUUAACAAACUUGUCGACAAUUUACGAUUGUAC